AUGCGUUCAGCCAAGCCAGCUUGCAGCUUCUCCUUCUCCCUGCCUGAAGAAAGUCUGGUUAAUCGUAAGGGCUACAGUGACAGUGAGAGCAUAGGAGGCAGUCUGGAGUCUCUGUCCAGCCCAGCCCAUGGCAACAGGAGGCUUCUUAAAGCCUCCUCCACAGGGACCAUGUCAUCAGACGACCUGGACGAGAGGGACAUGGGCACCGUCCUGGAAGGAGAUUGUGCGGACUCCACUCCAGAAGGGAACGGUACGGUGGGGAAGGUACGGACUACGUCCCGAGCCGCGCUGACGCACCGAUUCCGGAAGAUGAAGAGCAAGAUGGUGAAGUGCAAACAGUGUGACACCUACAUCGUGGUCAACGGCGUCGAGUGUGAGGAGUGUGGCGUGGCGGUCCACAGGAAGUGUCUGGAGGUGUUACAGCAUGAGUGUGAGAACAGGAAGGGCGUUCUGUUUGGCGUGGGUUUCUCCCUGUUGCCCCGGGACCGGCCUGACGAGGUGCCCUAUGUGGUCCAGCGCUGCACGGCCGAGAUAGAGAGCAGGGCCCUCAAUCUACAGGGGGUGUAUCGUAUCAGUGGGUCGAAGCCUCGUAUCCAGAAGCUGUGUCAGGUCUUCGAGACCCAGGGGGACCAAGUCGACCUCUCUGACCUUUCACCUCAUGACGUCACCUCGGUCCUCAAACACUUCUUCAARGAGCUUCCAGAGCCGCUGUUGACCUUUGACCUGUACAAUGACUUCAUCGGRGUGGGCAAGGAGAUCCAGCGUCUCAGUGAGAGGGAGGCGGCAGCAGAGACUCCUGGGAUAGUGAAUGACCUCACAUAUAACCUGAGAGACCUGCUGGAGAGACUGCCCCCAUACCGCUACUACACACUGCAGCAUAUGAUGCGUCACCUUCACAGUAAAAAAAAAAAAAAAAAAAUCCCUGUUAUACGUAUAGGCUACUCAACAUCCACAAUUUACCUGGCAAUCUCUCUAACCCACUGGGGUUCACUUUCUAGACCUAGAAAUAUAGUAUUUAUCUCGCUACAGCGUUCCAUUCCCAACACUUCCUACCCCAAAAAUCUGGUAUCUAUUAUCCAAAACUCAGAGUUUGUGUCAUUUCAACAGACUCGUACAAUCAAGAGAGACUCGAGCGAGGGUUAUAUAUCUGACAAGUCGUCGUCCAAUGAGGCAGUGGACCAGCUCAGCCCUGAAGCCAGUGAGAGAGCAGUCGUGGCUGUGAGGGGGGCAUCAACAGAGGCUGCUGCUCUGGGUGAUCUGGUAGGGGGUCCAGAGCCAGACGACUCUCCCUCCGUGGGGACCCAGCCACGGAGCCACUUCAGCAGGCAGCCUGUCAAGUACCAGCGCCAGCCCACCCCGGGUCUCCGCCGCUCCGCGGGCGCUACCAGUGCCGGGCAGCUCGGGGAAGAGGAUGAGGAUGAAGAGGAGGAUGAAGAGGAGGAGAGGAAGAGAAACCAACCGAGGAGCGCAGACAGCAGCCGUAGCCCCUCCCCUGAACCUGAACCUGAACCUGUUAGCCAGAGAAUGAGAAUCCUUCGAUUGGAGCUCCCCCCCGAGACAACCGCCUACCACCUGCUCAGCCAGGCUGGAGGCCACGCCCCAGAGAGCCAGACGGAAAGAGAGAAGACACCCCCAUAUGAGGUUCCACAGGGCAGGCUGCGGGCGGGGACAGUGGUAGUAGAACCAUCAAUAGCUGCAACAACAGCAGGAGCCAAUCCGRCGCCGAGCACCGGUGCUCAGGAGGCGGGGCUUAGGAGUCGGUCUGCCACAUUGUCUCAGCUGAACGUGAACCAGUCCAAUAACAGGCAGGGGUGGGUGGGUGAGAGGCGGAGACUGAGCGGAGAGGAGGGUCUUAGUGGCCCGGCCCGGAAGAUUCUGUCAGGGCUGAAGCUCAGACGUAGCCACUCAGGACUGCAGCAACACUUUGUCUGAGGAGGAGGAAGGUUGGAACUGUGAACCAUAGAAUUAGAAUCACAUUCGAGAACGGACAUUCCCCAUUCAAGUCAAAGUUCCGUGGACUGGCAGGAUUCUAUUUCUAUGGUUAAACCCAUAGAAGGGAUGAAUUGUAUUGUGUAACGUCAAGUGKUUUUUUUACAGUGAAAAAUGACAUACACUCAUGAUUACUCAAGAAUACUCAUGAUUACAGAACAUACUAACACACAGUACCAGUCAAAAGUUUGGACACACCUACUCAUUC
Salvelinus sp. IW2-2015 is the source of this 2197-nucleotide messenger RNA. The record is from RefSeq and is a predicted model, not a curated record. NCBI's taxonomy places the organism in Eukaryota, Metazoa, Chordata, Actinopteri, Salmoniformes, Salmonidae.